Molecule: messenger RNA, 628 nt
Organism: Gaeumannomyces tritici R3-111a-1
Lineage: Eukaryota; Fungi; Ascomycota; Sordariomycetes; Magnaporthales; Magnaporthaceae
Exons: 2
Coding region: 1-585 (194 amino acids)
Molecular function (GO): catalytic activity
Source: RefSeq, a predicted model, not a curated record
AUGUUAAACUCGGUUCGGGAAGCGGGCCGAAACCCGCCGCCGUUCCCCUUCAUCUUCUUCAAGCCCAACACCACCGUCCUGGACCACGGCGCCGAUGUCAUCAUUCCCAAAAUUGCGCAGGACCACCAGGCCGAUUACGAGGGUAAGCUGUGUUUGGUUAUGGGCCGCAACGCGAAGGACGUGUCGCCCGCCGAAGCACUGGACUACGUCGCCGCCUACACAUGCGGAAAUAACGUCUCGGCGCGGAAGCUCCAAAGGGACCCCAAGCUUGCCGGCGCCGUGCCCCAGUGGGGAUUCUCCAAGGGCUUCGACACGUUCGCGCCGCUUGGGCCAUGUCUUGUGCGAGCCGACCUGAUCGGCGACCCGAAGGAGCUGCUCCUAAAGACGAUUGUCGACGGGGAAACCAGGCAGCAGGAGCCGGUCCAGGAUCUGCUGUUUGACUGCGCCUAUCUUGUUUCCUACUUGUCCUCGGGCACGACGUUACAAGCAGGGUCCGUCAUUAUGACAGGCACGCUUGGAGGAACAAGAAUGGAAGUUAGCAUUAACAAGAUUGGCACAUUGAGAAACGGUGUCAAGUUCGCGUGAUGGAAGAUCACGUCGCGAGAUGGGCUUUGGUGGACAUACAAAU